Molecule: messenger RNA, 1285 nt
Organism: Rhododendron vialii
Lineage: Eukaryota; Viridiplantae; Streptophyta; Magnoliopsida; Ericales; Ericaceae
Exons: 1
Coding region: 1-504 (167 amino acids)
Source: RefSeq, a predicted model, not a curated record
AUGGUCGCGACACUAGAAGCCAUCAAAGGUGGGGGAGGAUCCAUCAAAGUGGGAACGACUGGGAAAAUCAGUGCCUUAAUGUCAAGGGAAUUAGAAUCUGCAAAGUCUACGCCCCAAACACCUGUAUCAUCUAGGAACAAAUCUCUUAUAGACUCAAAUGCGGUUCCUAAUGAUCCUAUUACCCCUAGAAGACUAAAACCAAGAACAUCAAUGGAUGAAGCAAGCAGCAGUGGUAGUAGCAGCACCGUCAAUAAGAAAAGCCCUGAAACAGUCCGGAAAACAAAACACUACAAUCGGAAAACCCAUCAAGUACCAAUGCUCAACUCUGACAAUGUUUCCUUGGAUGGAACGCCUAUUAGAGGGAAACCUGCUAAAAGAGGAUCUUACAAUAUAGUUGAAAUUGUGGACAUAAAAUGUGGUAGCCCGGAUAGGACAUGGACCGGCCCAAUAACAAAUCGACUCAAGAAGCUCAGUUUCUCUAAGCUUUCUGAGAGCGUUGUCUGAGGCUGUGUUUGGAUCGUGGAUUUGAUGAGUUUACAAAUGAAAACAAUUGACUAGAUGUCUUUUCCUUUACCUUUUCUUUUCCUCCAGAAUCCCCCCUGGUAAAUCCACGAUCCAAACACAGCCUAAGCCUGCAACUGCUUCACAUCAGCUUUGAGAUUCCUGUAAUUGAACCCAGAAAUUAUAUCUGGCCGGGUGCUCUCUGCAACUUCAACCAAAGAACACAUACUUGGUAUGAACUUGCUUCCUCCUUUCUUCUUCCUUUUUGGAGUAGUGACCAAUGAUCCAAGCUUUGGUCUAGAGUGAUCGCUCCUGGAGGCCAUACUUCUGAAUUGACAGCAAGACUUCUCCAAUUUGUCUCGACAGCCCAAUUCAAGCUGGCUAAAGCACUCGAUCUCUUUCAUCAUAAGGGAUGCAAAGGUCCCUCUGGUUCCUAUUUCAGCAGGAAUUCUUGUUGCUGUUUUCUCAAGGACUGGCAUGGCUAAAGUGAAGGAUUUGUACAUCACUUUCUCUCCGGUUGGAGGGAAUGAGGAGGCUUGUGGAUGAAGAGAGGAGGCUCUGAGUCUUGGCUUGGAGUGCAAAUUGCUUUGAGUUUCUGGCAUUUUGUUUCUCCUUUGGCCUUGUCUCUAUGAAUUCCUCACCUUAUAAUCGACACAAAGUGAAGUGCUGGGUAAUUACAGGACUCAUUGUAAUCAUGUGGUUGCAGUUAAAACAGUGGCCUAACUUUUGUACCCACUCUAACACUUGGGUCUCCAAUUAUGAAUCUAUGAUCCCUUUUUCACUA